GAGAUUCAGUUCUUAAACUGUUCACUCAAGUUCUCAACUCAUUAUCACAAGUGAAUGAUCUGUUAAUUUGAAGAAAUCAACUCUAUUCACAAAUUACACACAGUAGAGCUGUCAAAUCACAACACACACUCUUACAAUUCUCAGGAUCUAAUAUAAAUGACAGAUAUAUCACAGAAACAUCACAUUCUACAUGAUUAAUUGCUGCUGGAUAAUUUGUUUCUGAGGUAUCUCUGUCUUGGCAGCAGACAAGGAUUUCGCGCCUGUCUAUGUCAGUAUAUUCCAGGCGAGCAACGAGCAACGGUGGCCCUGGAAAUCUCUCUUAAAUGAGGGUACAGAAAUCCCUCCUGCGCAGGAACAUGGCACUACUGCGCUGGCAAGGAGGAGUAUUGAUAUAUUUUGCCGCCCGAGUGCUGCUAUUACCAAUUAACCAGCCAAGCUGACCGACCCUUUGUUACUAUUCUUAUUGACACCUGAAAACGUUAAUGAGCGACUCUGCAGGACAAUCUCCUAAGCUGCAUAUGAGCAAUGGGAUUUUGCAAUUGAAUAUGUGAUUAUUAGCCCUUGGGCUGAACCCUCCAAGUUGCUUCUGAUCAGGCUAUCCCGGAGGGCUCCCGCAGUCCCGGGCGUUACGGUAUUCAGAACCUACAUGUAUUCUAGAACCUUUUUGGCGCAGCAGCAGCUAGGUGACUUUUUAUCGGGGCAGUGGCACAGUCGCAUUGUUAUGCAUAUAUCUGGUGCCUCGAUAUUUCGUCCAUUUGUGUGCUUUUUGCUGUGUCAUAUAGACAGUGCAUGCUCAUGCCGGACCGUAUGUAUGCUACGGGGGGGCAUUAGCGGGACGCAUACAAUUACUGCAAGCCUGAGAUGUAUAUAAUAUAUCCACAAGUUCUUGCUGCUUUUCUUUCUAUGGAAAUUGUUGAUGUUUCUGGUCCAGACAGAGUCGGGCAUUUUCUUGCUACCCAAAAGCCCUGAGCCCCAUUUCUCCCACGCUUGUUUUACGAAAAUCAUGCGGUGUUUGGGGAUUGUCAACAUCGCGGCUGCGUUCCUAUUUACUCUGGCCAGCUCUGGAUCUAUCGAGAAACGCAGCGGAUUCUCAAUCCAGCAAGUUUCAAAAUGCAGACCGACUCCUCGUUCCCCAAUGGAAGAAUAUGCGGUGGCCAUUCUGAGGGCAGAUCAUGCAAACCAUGCCAAACCAAAAGGGGUACUGGACAUCAUCAACGAUCUCCUGGAUAUCAUCAUGUACGAAAGGUCUGUAAAUCAGACUGUCUCAGCCACCCCAGAACCAUACGAUAACGAAUAUCUCAGCCCUGUGAAUGUUGCGGGAAAAAUUAUGAACUUGGCACUUGAUACUGGAUCUGCAGAUCUCUGGGUAUUUUCAUCGCAACAACCCUUGGUAGAAAGGGCUUCACACGACUUUUAUACACCCCUGCCCGGGAAGUUACCCAUGAAUGGAUCUUCUUGGGAGGUAAAUUAUGGAGAUGGUUCAUUCGCAAGCGGUAACGUGUAUAUUGAUAGAGUUUCUAUCAACGAUGUGGUUUCGCCCUCACAAUCCAUCCAGGCCGCCCAGAAGGUCGGCGAGACGUUUAUUGUUGACUCUAAUUUGGACGGCGUUCUUGGACUUGCUUUCCCUUCCGUUAAUAACGUUCGGCCUGAAAAACAACUCGGCUUCUUUGACAAUGUUAAAGAUACGCUUCCCGAACCCCUUUUUGCCGUAUCCCUCAAGAAAAACAAGCCCGGAACGUUCGACUUUGGCUUUAUCGACGAUGAUAAAUACAACGGCAACAUUACAUAUACUCCCGUCUAUGACAGUGGCUUCUGGUCUAUCAGCACCACGGGGUAUGCUAUUGGUGACUCUACUAGCAAUACCAGCACUCCUAUUAAAGCCUUUCUUGGUAAUUAGGAUCCAUAAAUUAAACCCUUCUUUCUUUUUUAUAUAAUAUCGUAGAAGCUGGUAUGCAUUGCACCCGGAGUCAACAAAAUUAACAGCUCUGCCUUCACACACAUCCAGACACAGGAACUACCCUGAUGCUCCUCCCCGAGCCCAUCAUAAACGAUUACUAUUCCCAAAUUCCCGGUUCCGCAAAAAUAUCUGGCCUCGCAAAUGCGUUUUUCAACGGUUGGAUGUUCCCUUGCAACGCCACUAUCCCGCCAUUUUCUCUCAUCAUUGAAAACAAUUAUCGCGCGACGAUCCCUCCGGAACACAUUAUCCUACGCCCUUUAUAUGGAGAUGGAGAUACGCCAAUGUGCUUUGGUAGCAUGCAGGCAGCGAUUCAUGAGGUUGUUUUUGGGGAUAUAUUGUUUAAGAGUCAGUAUGUGGUAUUCGAUACCGUGGGGCCGAGAGUAGGGUUUGCGAGGCAGGCGCAGUCGCAGCAGAAGUUAGAGGAGCAUGUAGUAGGAUAAAGAACUUAACUAAUUUGGAGUCAAAUGUACGAUAUUUGUCUGUGCUUUAGAAUAUUCAUUUCAUUUCUUUCUUUCGCUUAGGGAUCCUUUCAGGAGAUUGUUUCACAGUUGCUGUUCUCACACCCAUUUUUUGUUCAAUAGUCUAAUCAUUGAGUAUUAUUGUGAAUACUGCAAAGAGCAAAGAAAUCAGAACAUUCAUCACCCCAUCCUGAGAUGUUUAAAAAAAAAAGGGGGCAAUGAUACAGACAUGAAGCUUGAAGGAAUUUACAUCAAAACAUGAUAAUAUUUCUGGAAUUAUCAUACCAUUCACACACGGUUCAUAUGGCA
Blastomyces gilchristii SLH14081 is the source of this 2724-nucleotide messenger RNA. RefSeq names its product prepropenicillopepsin, variant. NCBI's taxonomy places the organism in Eukaryota, Fungi, Ascomycota, Eurotiomycetes, Onygenales, Ajellomycetaceae. The record is from RefSeq and is a predicted model, not a curated record. Gene Ontology annotation, molecular function: aspartic-type endopeptidase activity. Bases 917 to 1897 code for a protein of 326 amino acids. The transcript is spliced from 3 exons. Gene Ontology annotation, biological process: proteolysis.